AAAUAAAAAAACUUGGUAGGGGGUCAAAAAUUUCAAUAUCCCUUCCGUCUUCCCUCCCUCCAAACGGCAUAGCAUUGGGGUCGUCAUAGAAGAAUCUGUCGAAUUCAAAUUUUGCUCUCUGCAAUCUCCACCGCCGGACGGUUUGUCUCUUUUAACUUUAUCAUCGUCGAAGAAUAUCUCCAGUUUCUCGAAAUCGUAGUUCCCAUUGUAGUAGGGAUUGAAAAAACCCUAGCUUUUUCUUCUGUUAGCAUUUUCAUCAAUUAGGGUUUUUCCCCAUUUGUUUGUUCUGCCUCCCACUCUAUUUGAACCAUGGACGAGGACAUUUGCCGUUGGAUUAUCGAAUUCAUACUCCGGAGUAAAAUGGACGAUCACUUGCAGAAGAGAGUUAUGGCGGUCGUUCCCUUCUCAGACAAGGAUUUUCGCCUGAAGAAAACGGUGCUUUUAAGGUCCCUAGAGAGCGAAAUAUUGGAUGCUGUUUUAACGGAGAAAUUACUUGUAAAUUUUGAGUUGAUUGAGCAGUUAGACAAGGCUGAAGGCCUUGCAAUCAUGGAAUCAAUGAAAGGUGCAUAUUGUGCUGUGGCAGUGGAAUGCACCGUGAAGUACUUGCUGGUGGAAGGCAUUCACAAACAUGGAAGGUAUUUUGAUGCUGUGAGGAGGAUAUGGAAUGGAAGAGUUACUGAAUUGGUGAAAUCGGGCAAGAGUAAGUUGGUUUCGAGGGAAUUGAAAGCAUGGAAGGAUGAAUUUGAAGCGUCACUUUGUGAUAAAAAUAUUAGGAAGAAGUUGAUGCUCAUGAACACGAGAUAUGAUGCCCUGAAACUGACAGGAGACUAUCUGAGUGAGGCGUGGGCGGUAAUGGGUUCGUCAUUUAUUGAAUUGUGUGCUUCUUUGAUGGAUAAAAGGAUGGUCAAUGAAAUGCAGCCUAGUCAGUUAGAGCAGAAAACAAACAAAAUGGCUAUUGAGAGUGAGGAUGUAGGUGGCGGUGAUGAGAUUGAAGUGCCCUCCCAAGCGGAUAAUCGUGUGAGACCGGAGCAGCACGAAAGUGGGCAAGUCCUUAGUCAGCCUGAAAGAAGAACUGAUUUGCUAAAUAGCCAUCAGGGUUUGGGUACCAACGAGGGUUCUAAACAACCAGACAUUGUUGCUACGACCACGGAGAGAGUUCAAGAGUUGGCUACUGAAACAGAGGAAGGGCAAGAAUCGAUUGAGAAGGAGGUUGCAGUUUUGCACAAUCCAACUCCACGUCGAGAUGAAAACGUGAGGACUCCUGCUAUGCCAAGAUGCAAGUCCCUUGCAUUUCAUAGACGUGUUAGAGGCAGAGCUAAAAUUAGUCAACUGGAGGACUUCGAGAAUGAGAAUGGCAAUUCAUUUGAAAGAUAUACUUGCCCAGAUACUACUGAAGUUAACCGGGUGCGAGAAGCACUUAGGACUAGCUCUGUAGAGCUGCAGGCAGUGGUGAAAGAUCCACUUCCUGAUGCAUUGCGCAUAGCAGAAUCUGUAGCCAAUGAUCUUGCCAAAAAGAAUGAAACUCGUGAGCAUUCUUCGGAGGGCCGAAAUGAUGCUGGUGCUGCCAAUCCAACAAUUAACAAGGACGCCGUGCCUCUUCAAUCUGUGAGUGCAAAUCUUAAAAAUCCAGGUUAUGGUCAAAAGACACGGCCUAGCAUCAUGGAACGCAACAGUACAGCUUGUUCAUAUGAGUGGAAUGAUUCAAUAGAUGAUUCACCUGAAGGAAGUCAUGCCGACAGACUUCACCUUCCUAGUCCCAAGAGAAAGGUUAUUUCUCCCUUGAAGAAGUACGAAGAAACUAAAAUUGUACGGAGAAGGCAGUGUAAGAAGUGGAGCUUGCUUGAAGAAGACACCUUAAGAACUGCUGUGGAAAGGUUUGGUAAAGGAAAUUGGAAGCUCAUCUUAAAUAGCUAUCGUGAUAUAUUUGAUGAAAGAACAGAGGUUGAUCUGAAGGAUAAGUGGAGAAACAUGACCAGAUACUAAUGACUUUCCAAAUUCCGAUCCAAAUUCGUGCAUUAUAAAUUAACCUUGAAUUACAGGGCUAUUUCUGUAAUUUUGAGUAGUCGACCUCGUAAUGCCCCUUGGAUUUUGAUUGUAAUGUGGAAAAAAAAGAUUGAAAAUAUCUAUGUAAAUGAAAAUGUUGAAGUCGAAUGACAUAUUGUCACUUAAAUGCCACUUCUAUUUAUUUUUUGAACUCUAAAAAAA
This is a messenger RNA of Benincasa hispida (wax gourd), 2205 nucleotides long. RefSeq lists its product as uncharacterized. The record is from RefSeq and is a predicted model, not a curated record. NCBI's taxonomy places the organism in Eukaryota, Viridiplantae, Streptophyta, Magnoliopsida, Cucurbitales, Cucurbitaceae.